Dermacentor albipictus is the source of this 1892-nucleotide messenger RNA. Its product is annotated as zinc finger protein 329-like. Lineage: Eukaryota; Metazoa; Arthropoda; Arachnida; Ixodida; Ixodidae. Gene Ontology annotation, biological process: regulation of transcription by RNA polymerase II. The record is from RefSeq and is a predicted model, not a curated record. Gene Ontology annotation, cellular component: nucleus. Gene Ontology annotation, molecular function: DNA-binding transcription factor activity, RNA polymerase II-specific; RNA polymerase II transcription regulatory region sequence-specific DNA binding.
CCAUGGUUAUCACGUGGUCGGUUGGUCGCGUGAGCAUGCAGCUGAUAGCUGAUACAGGGGCACCGGCGCAUACGGCACCGACGUCCUCGUAGCAGCACCGGCAGCGCUUGCUUGCUUGCUUCGACUGUGGCCCGGCCGGUUUAAACAAAGACAGCGAGGCCUGCAGCAGCGUAGUGUAAGCCGGGUGGAACGACGCGCUUCGCAAUAUAGUAGCCAAACAUAACCGCGAACGCCGUUUCCAGCUGCCAGCAUCAUGACUAGCAGUCCCGCCACACGUCACAAAGGCCUACCGGUGACAUACACUUACUUGAUCCCAUCAACGCCGAGCAGCCCGCAACCGUGGCACAAAGAAGUUUCCCCGCCCCCGAUGGCCCGGCGAGACGACGCUGGCUGCUUCACAUGCGUCUCCUGCCACAAGGAGUUCAGCAGCGAGUACGACUUCGUGGUACAUCAGAGGCGGCACACGGGAGAGCGACCAUUUCAGUGUUCCAGGUGCUUCGAGUCAUUUGCAUCGGCGUCAGCUCUGCUAUUGCAUCGGGGCAGCGUGCAUGACAGUCGGUCACCGUUCCGAUGCACCUUCUGUGGACGCACCUUCAACGAGGGCGAUGCCUACUCACACCACCUGAGCCGGCACCGGCGAACAGGCUUCUGCUUUCGUUGUUCAUGCACACGGCUCUUCCGCGAUGAAGAAGAGAUCAGGGCACACUUGGCUGUGCAUGAGAGCGGCAACGGACACAAAUGCCCGUGCUGCCGCAGGGUGUAUGAGUCGCUCCUCGCGCUCGGCGCACACUUUACCAAGCAUGAGAAGGCUGGUAAGACGAAGAUGAUGAAGACGCCGCCACGACGCAUCUCCCGGUGAUGACAUAUGCAGCACAGUGUGUUUACGUGCCUCUGUUUGCUAUUCACUUUUGCAGCAUUGGCAUGGGACUAAUCUUGUGGACUACACAACACGCUUUCUGCAAAAGCCUAUGCCUGCUUCCCACAAAGGCACGGAGCGCCCAUUGUAAUGCCAUGCCUGAAAUGUCCCUCAACAGCUCCAUCUUCCUGCUGUGGAACUCCAGUGCUAGGCAACCAAUUGUUCCCUGUGACUGCCAAGCCCUUCAGCAUAGCCGAAUCCAAACGCAGAUGCGAUUCCCAGUGAUACCACAGUGGGUCAUUAGACUUGGCAUCUUGUGCAUCUGGCUUAACUCUUCUCUGAACCUCCUAUUAGCUUGACAUAACUUCGUACCCCGGUUGCAUGAACACACGAAGUGUCAAGUCCCAAAAUCAGAGAUGUGAAAUGUGCUGUAAAAGUACUAGCAGUAAAGGCUGAAGCAUAAAGGUGUGUGUGUGUGUGUGUAUUUUCCAACCCAUUUCUCAUGUAGCAAAUGAAACUAGCAAACUUGGCGUAUUUAAGUAAUAAGCCAGACUCGGUAGCCUGCCUUUAGAUAACCCGAUUGUCUGCAAACAUGUGGCACGCAAGAAGUAUUUACAAGAACAAUUGCCACAGAAGGAAAUGAACGGGGCUAGUUGGUGGACGUUCACGAUUGUAUUGUGCUUAAUGUUAGAAAUUGUGCCACGUGCAUCCCUGUCUUGUUGCUUUAUGUGUCCCAUUAGUUCUUCCAUCAGUGUAACACUAAAUGCAAUUACAAUCAUGAAUGCUACAAAACAUAUGCAUUUAUGCAAGCAGCAAAACUGGACAGCUUGGGAAUAGAACCAAGAAUACAUAAAGUGUCAGGACGUGGCUGCUCAUGUGCCAUUGCAGAGAGUGAAACAGUGCCCGAAAUCAUGUUUUUGUGCAACACACAGCAUGAUUUUACUAAAACUUUAACGCUUGUCGAGUUAUUUCACAGCAUGCGUACCGCUUUUAGUUUGUACGGUUUCAGAUUGGAAAUAAAUUCACCUUUUCGUAA